Molecule: messenger RNA, 747 nt
Organism: Prorocentrum cordatum
Lineage: Eukaryota; Dinophyceae; Prorocentrales; Prorocentraceae
Source: the annotation of a GenBank genome assembly
AUGGUCAACAUUGCCAAAGCUGCCAUGGAAUACGAUGAGGUUCCGCCAGCAGUUCCAAAGAUGAAGUUCGCAAGGCCACUGUUCUGCUACUCGGAGUCCGACCUGAUUUACGAGGUGCUCUUGAACCACUGGCUGCUCAGCCUCCACUCGUUUCUGCAGAGUGGCGAGAUCAUCUUCAAAGAGGAGAAGUGCAACAAGCUCCGCAACCAGCUUGCCGAGGCCGACGCAGCUCUGGCUGCGGCUACGGCGGAGCUCGGUGCAGCAAAGUUGGCCAGACAGCAGGCGGACGUGGCUCUCAACUCGUUCAACCCUGAGCAGGAGGAGCUGCAGUUGGCGCUGCUGCUCAAGGGCGUGUUCCUGCUGCGGGAGACGGGCGCGCUGCUGCUGCUGCUGCUGCUGCUGCUGCUGCUGCUGCUGCAGGGUCAGGCGGAGGAGCUGCCGGCGCUGCGGCACCUGUUCCACCUGAUCUGGUCUCAAUCUCUGAUGCUGAUCUUCGUGAAUGGACAUCCUGAUGACAUGUCCGACAUGGAUUCGGUUGUGGGCGAGCCUGGAGAGCUUGCCACUGAGUUGGAGGGUCUUCGUAAGAGGUCCCUGGUGCAGGCUCUCACCAGCGAUGAGUCCAACCGCAAGGAGAAGCUCAUGUCCCGCCGCGCCCGUAAAAAAGGCGCCAAGCGCAUCAAGGCCGUGGCCACGAACGGUGAGGGCACGUUCCAGCGGGUGCUGGCCCAAGCGGGAUGGCAGGCCUAA